AUCUGACUUUGUUUACACAAAUGCAAUAAUAAUAAUUUAUGUAGUGGGUUUGGAAUUUUGUAACAUGGUUUCGUGUGACUAGUUCUUAAAACAUGGCCAGCUAAGUUGUUAGUUAGAGACCUUCUUCCCUCUCCUCCUACCAUCUCAAACCUGCUUCAUAAACACCUCAACACACACAAAAGCAACUCUCGAUUGCCUCCCCAUAUCUCCUCAACAAAUGAGUGGCAGAGCUUAUGUUGUGAUAUUAUUCUUUUGGGCUGUCCUUACCAUCAUCACCCCGAUGCUCAUCCGGUUGUCGGAGUCCGCAAAACCCACCUUGCAUUUUAAUGGUGAGAGAAGAGAAGGAACAAAUGCUGGAAUACAGAGAUUGUUGCCCAGAAGAGCACUUGUUGUACCUACAGUGCCGCCACAGGCACUGGCUCCACCUCCAUCUCCAGCACCAGCACCCGCACCCUCACCCAUGUCGAAACAAUGGUAUAGAAUUAAAAAAGCUUAUGGAACAAUGACACCGGGGAUCGAAUUGAGUUCAAGUUCGUUCAGAGUGAAUGAAAUUGCGGCACGACUCAAAAGACUAUGACUGCAUUUGUUCAAAUAGUAAUUUUACAAAUUUAUAUUAAAAGCCAGCACUCAAUCGGGCUCAAUGGGAUUGUCUCAUCUCUGAUGUGGUCAGUCAUGAUUGUAGAUAUGUCAUUAGUAGGUACAGCAAAAGGAUUGGAUUAGUACACAAUAAAUGAACAAGAAAAGAGUUACAACUGAGAAUUGGGGUUUUUUGUAUAAUCAUAAAGCGAAAGCAAUGGAAAGGAAUAACUUAUUGAUUA
This is a messenger RNA of Camellia sinensis, 818 nucleotides long. The record is from RefSeq and is a predicted model, not a curated record. Lineage: Eukaryota; Viridiplantae; Streptophyta; Magnoliopsida; Ericales; Theaceae.